Cladocopium goreaui is the source of this 3013-nucleotide messenger RNA. Lineage: Eukaryota; Dinophyceae; Suessiales; Symbiodiniaceae. The record is from the annotation of a GenBank genome assembly.
AUGUCCUUCCGUUGGCUCCUGCCGUGGGCCCUUGGCUCCCUUGGCUCCGCCGCGUCGUCUCCGCCGUCGCUGGUGGUGGCCUUCCAGGGCCGCGCGGAUGCCGAGGCGUCGGCCUACGACGAGCUGCUAGCAGCGCUGCAGCGCGAAGGAGAAGAGCGGAAGGUGGAGAUCUUCUAUCCGAAGAAAGGGACUUUUCAGGAGAUGGAACCGGAGGUCCAGGAGUUGAUGGCCCAGCACCCGGGUGCCUUUUUGGUCUACAUGGGCCACGGCAUGGGCACAACCGGCGGUGCUUCGGCGGCACAGCACUAUGCGGCAACGGCCACGGCUGCGAAGGCGCGGCUGGUGUUGCUGGCGGGAUUUCUGGAACGCGUGUGGAGACCGGACAUUGCGGCGUGCAUGAAGACUUGGUCAGUACAGCCAACUCUGAAGUGUCCCAAGGGACUGUGUCCAGGUGGAUAUUUGAAGGAUGGUGUGCACAACUGUUCGGGUCCUACCAUUCCCAGUCCGAGCUAUCCUGGUCCGCCAAGUUUGAGCAUCGGGGGUGAGUUGGAUGGACUUGUGAGGAUGUCGAGGAUGGCUGAAGCCUGGUAUACCCAGCAAGCAACGCAGCAUAAGGUGAAGCUGGUUCUGGGUAUGAGCCAUUCCGAUUUGAUGUCUUCAAUCCCGAGCUCUGUCGCAGCACAGGAUUUGCCCAGUGAAUGUGGCGCCAGUGACGCGAGAACUCAGGUAUCCAAGCUCAUCCUGGAUUUCUUGCUGGCGGAGUCCUUGGAGAUCUCUCCGGAGGCAGAAAUCUUUGGGCCCUUUGUGGAGAUGUUCGCCAAGGAGGAAGGCAGUUGGUGGUGGACCUCCUACAGCGAUGAGCAGGGCUCCAGCAGCUGGGCUGCCAACGCCCAGCGGCGCCUCGUGGAUCCCUUGCCAUGCAGUGGAGCCAGUGGAGCGUGGCACGUGGAGAACGAGUUCCACCUGUUGAGUGACGAAGGGUUGAUCCCGCCCUACUACCGUCCCAAGCACCGGCCCAACCUCACCAAAGACGAGUCCGGCGGUUUUCUGCGGAGCCUCACCGUGGCGCAGCUGCGCUAUGUGGAGCUCUCCGUGCUGCAGGUGGCGGCAGGAUUGAACGGCUGGGCCGUGAUCAAGGAGGAAAAGGCAGGCGUGUUGGCCGAUCGCAAGAUGGCUAUCAAGGACGAUGGUGGGAAUCCCACCUCAGCCAUUGAGAUCGGGACCAAACUGGUGAGCCGCGAGGCGGCCUUCAAGGCCUGUGGGGCACAAACUUCGCCAUCCUUGGAUCAGGGAGAUCGCUGCAAGAGCAUCAACCAGGAUGCUUACCAGUUGGCCCUGAAUGUGUCGUCACAGAGAGCCUUGAGCAGAUUUCAAAGGCUGGGACGACCGUUGGUGAUGGCUGCAGAUAAGAAGCCGACCCCGCCAGCUGGCCCUUGGUGGAUUUGGAACUACCUGAGCUAUACAGACAAGAGCUCGGAGGUGGAAGUCGCCUCAUGGUAUGCUUUCUAUCCACUUUCAGGGCCUGCCUAUGGGGCUGGGAAUCAUUACUGCAAGCUCCUGUCCCCCGCCCGCGCUUUGGAAUGGAUCUACAUCGAUGGUCUGCGCAAGGCGCCGAAGAACGUGAACGAGGAACAAGCUCGGCACGGGGCCGUUCUCGAAGGAAAGCGACAUUGGACACAUUGGGAUGCUGGCUGCGAGAUUACUGAAAUGCACGUGCCCGCGUUGCGGGCGUAUUGCUUCCAAGACUUUGACCUGCAAACAGCCGAAUACACGCGGGCGCUGGAGAACUUUUGGUGCCCCCUCUGCCGCAUCAGGCACCUGGAUCCGUUCAAUGCCAUUGUGGAGCAAUCAGGGAUCCUGAGACAUCACAUGUUCAUGCGACCGACGGUCUCCUUUAACCUCGACUUGCCAGAACUCAAGGCCUGGCGAAAAGAGGAGCAAAGUAUCUUCGCGAGGUGUAUUAAGGUGAACAGUGACAUCACAGCACAGGUCUGGCCCACGAAGUUGAUCGUGGUCAUCAAUGGAGUAGAGGUCUUUCGAAUAGAUCCCCCUGAGGAAGGAAACACACCGCGACGUCGGUCGGACUUUCCACCGGGCGUCCGUUUGAAAAGGAUUCUUCUUCAAAAAUGCACAGCAUGGAAGCGACGACUUGCCGUUGCCAGAGCUUGGUUUGGGGUGCGGCAUUGAAAGAAGCACACAAGAACUGUUCAGUGUAGUGUGAACAACUACGGCUCAAGCAUCACUACGUAUGAGCAACCUUAUUUGGCUUGGUUCGCUGUCUAGAUUAUGUGGCUCUUUGAGGAAGGGUGACCGAAGAUAUAUUAUGUUGUAAACACACAUACAUCUACUGAACGUAGAAAUAUGCCACUUUGUCUGAGAUCAAAACAUCGCAUUUCCCAUGAGGGGCCACGUUUUUCAGGGGGAAAAUCAGCAAGUUGCCGCCUCGCGCACAGAUUGGAACACAGUCUCAGUCCAGCAUUCCAGUGGUGAGGCAGGCUCGUGCUGGCCCGGGACCCCCCCCCUGCGUGCCAAGUGGACUUCCAUACCGCAACCGUAUGAUGCCAGGGACGAUGGCCGAGGACUUUGACCUCAACCCAUGGGGCCGGGGCCGUGGGCACCGGGGCCAUUUGGGCACAGGUCACAACGGCAGAUCGACGAGCGACGAGAUGGCGAUGGAUGCUAUGCCUCGGCGACAAGAAAUUGCUGUCUCCCCCAGCUGCGCAUGAAAAAAAGAGCUGAAACGGAAGAUAAAGUAGGAUCAGAAUAGUGGGAUUUUGAGAUUGAAGCCGUCAAAAUCUGACGCAUAGGGCCUACUAGUAGGGUGUAGCCAGCAACAGAAAGGUCCUUGAAGCCGAUCCCUGACACCCCUUUUUGUUGAGGAAAACACCCGGCCAGUUUCCGGUGUCACCGGGCGGACGAUGAACCCAUUGGGACCGAACGGGGAACGGGGCGCCGUGGUUUGGUGCGCCACUUUGGCAAGUUGAUGUCACCAUCAAAAUCUGGUUGGUGGUUU